This is a messenger RNA of Fimicolochytrium jonesii, 2036 nucleotides long. RefSeq lists its product as uncharacterized. The coding region runs from base 230 to 1786 and encodes 518 amino acids. Lineage: Eukaryota; Fungi; Chytridiomycota; Chytridiomycetes; Spizellomycetales; Powellomycetaceae. The transcript has 4 exons. The record is from RefSeq and is a predicted model, not a curated record.
GUAUUUUCUCGAGUGUUUCCCUUCCCUCCCUUGCUUGGGGUUUUGUUUGUUCGGCCCAUGUCGGGCCCCCCGACGACCAUCUCAUGCAGAAGCAACGGACUUCGAGAGACUAAAACCUCCGAGGUUCAGGCCUGCUGCUUCUGGAUUUAUAUGAGGACAUCGACACAACGCCCCUACGUACUCUAUCCGUCGGCGCGCAACGACAGCACGAGGGACGAUACACGCAGCAAUGAGAGACCUCACUUUUAUCAGCAGGCUUCUGGUACUGGCUGCCUCUCUAUCCGUGGCAGUCACAGCUCUGCCACCGAGAGUUGUCACUCAAUUAUACGCCAAUCCAACCUGUACUGGGAAUCUCCUCGGGUUUAAAGUCUAUCCCUUACAGGACGACUACCCUCCUUCUCUUUGUGAGAUGGUGGCUCCUUUAAGAAAUUGUUCCCAAACGGUCGACAUCACGGGCAAACCCGUGCCUGUGUAUUCUACUACCAUAUGCUACACCUCCAUGACUACGGAUCAACUCCUCAGCAGCAACCCUUCGGUGGGUGAACGAUGGGGUUCCGGAAAUGCGGUCUACCGUGAACCGGAUAGUUUGAUCAGUUGCGGUAGCGGACAGCUGGAUGGCAUCUUUUUCCUCUUUGGCAAUGGCCUUUGUCCCGCAACUUCUACCUGCCGCAAUUCGACCGCGACGGUGGGGCAGCCUUUCAGGCCGCCUAUCAAGACGUCAACCGGGAGCAUUUGCGGAAAGUUCAGCGAUGUAUGGACAUCGUUGCAAGCCGGGAACAAGACGUAUGGCUCAUACGUAUCGUCGCCGCCCCCCGCGAGCGAGGCACCCGGUGGCUCUGUUGUCUCUGGCGGCUCUGACGGCAGCGUUAUCUCUACACCAGCGGACCAAGCCUCCUCCCCCAGCGCAACGAGCAGCGCAAAGUUCAGUGGAGGCAUCUACACUCGCUUUGGAGGCUCAUGCUUCGAUGCAUGCAUCGGCUACUGCAUAGCACACGUUAACAUCACAGUUACGGGAAAUACUAUCACAAGCACGCGGGUAAACGACGCGAGCGAAGUGAAGCCUAAAGAACUCGAAUCCUGCCCAUGUACUCCACUUAAGGGCAGCAUCACCGGCGCCGCUAGCGCAAUGUUCAGCACCGAUUCCCCUGGUGUCUUCUGGUAUGCCUUAAUACGGAAUGACACCAUAGCCGCAAACUUGAUCUCCAAUGCGGGUACAUGCUCUGCGUUUCUGAAGAAAGACGGUUCAGUGGCCGCCACUGAUGCCGCUCCGGUCGUCCUGGAGAAAAAAACACAAGCAUUCCGGCCGGGGCAAGAAGCUAGUAGUGUCCCCGUCCAGCUCACGUCGGAACUCAAGAUGCGCCUAGACACCAAAGGCGCUCUCGUGCAGGUUGAUGUGGAGCGGAAGAGUGCACCGCCAGCUGGGCGCUCCCUACCUGCGUCUGCCACCUCCCUCAACGUCUUUUACACGAUCGACGCGAACACGAGUCAGGCCGUGGACGCUACCUUGGAUCACGUGUAUGAUGAUCUUGCCCUGGCGGCGGCCAAGGUGGCGACCAAAGAUCUUCGAUGGGCGUACCUCAAGGUCCCCGACAACGUGUGGGUCCCGCAGACCACAUCGGUCAACACCACCGCGAAGACCGUCUCCUGCCAAACCACGCAUUUCUCCGAAUGGACGGUAUACGUGGACGGCAGCGCGACGAAGAGCAGCGCGUCGACAGUCGUGCGAUCGCCACCGCUCAUCACCGUGGGAGUGCUGGCGGUCAUCGCGAGCGUCCUUUUGACCUGAUUCUCUGCCUGAGAUGAAUGACGCCCCUCUGGCCUCCCGGAUUCAGAUCCAUAUGCCUUGCUAAACAAUAAAAAAAAGUUUGAGUAUCCCAUUAACGGCCAUGAACGAUGCUACCUGCCUUUGACGUCGUUGGGGGGCGCAUGUGGACCGCACACUUUCUCUCCGACUGCACGGAUGCCCGAUGUUCCGACUGGCGAGGGGGAUGGGCACCGAGGGGCAAUCAUGGUUGGCGAUUCUAUUUGGGCACUGA